This is a messenger RNA of Corythoichthys intestinalis (scribbled pipefish), 2213 nucleotides long. Its product is annotated as ras-related protein ORAB-1-like. The transcript has 6 exons. The record is from RefSeq and is a predicted model, not a curated record. NCBI's taxonomy places the organism in Eukaryota, Metazoa, Chordata, Actinopteri, Syngnathiformes, Syngnathidae. Gene Ontology annotation, biological process: vesicle-mediated transport. Bases 385 to 996 code for a protein of 203 amino acids. Gene Ontology annotation, molecular function: GTPase activity; GTP binding.
GACGUAAUGAUUUCAGCCUGACAGUUUGCUCAUGCAGUAGGGAACGAUUUACCGGGCAGAAAGCGGACACUACUUCUUUAAUGUAUGAAUAUCUUUGCUUAGGUUAGCGGGCUCAUACUGUUUUUUUGGUAAAAUAACAGGCACAUCAGGUUAAGAACUGUUUUUAACUUUAUUUUUUUUUUGCAAUUGUUUAACUAGCUGAGUUAGAUACUGUGAACUGCUUCCUAGUCAGAGCCGCAGCCAUUUUGGAUUUUUUACUGAGAAACAACUAGCCGUACCGUGCUUGUGGGAGCUGUCGAAGCUAGUUAGCUACUGUUCCUGUUUUCACACACACCAUAUCACAUCUUCGCACGAGACGGCAAGACAUUUUUCAACGAGUCUACAAUGAAUCCUGAAUAUGACUAUUUAUUUAAACUGCUCCUGAUUGGCGACUCUGGUGUUGGCAAAUCUUGUCUCCUGCUACGAUUUGCAGAUGAUACAUACACAGAAAGUUACAUCAGCACAAUUGGUGUGGACUUCAAAAUACGGACCAUUGAAUUAGAUGGAAAAACCAUUAAGCUUCAGAUUUGGGAUACAGCAGGUCAAGAAAGGUUUCGUACGAUCACUUCAAGUUACUACCGAGGUGCUCAUGGUAUCAUCGUUGUGUAUGAUGUCACAGAUCAGGAAUCCUUCAACAAUGUUAAACAAUGGCUACAAGAGAUUGACCGCUAUGCCAGUGAAAAUGUCAACAAGUUGUUGGUCGGCAACAAGUGCGACCUGACGACAAAGAAAGUAGUGGAUUACACAACAGCAAAGGAGUUCGCUGACUCUCUGGGUAUCCCCUUCUUGGAAACUAGUGCCAAGAAUGCCACCAACGUGGAGCAGGCCUUUAUGACCAUGGCUGCAGAAAUCAAAAAGAGAAUGGGCCCUGGGGCCGCCGCUGGCGGCGGCGACAAGCCUAACAUGAAGCUGACCCCUGGCACUACCGUCAAGCCCUCAUCGGGAGGCUGCUGCUGAAAGCAAAACUUGCCCUCUACUCUCCAGGCCUGUAUGCCUGGCUGCCAUCUUCCUCAAAACUCUACCGCAAUCUGACAGGGUAGGGACGACAUGAGUCACAUGUGUAUGUGAGAACAAGAUGAAGUUGCCUGUAUUUGUACAAUAAUGUAGCACACUACCAAAAACAAGUAACGCAUUCAUCUUGCCACCCUGUCCUGGUAUCGAUGACAAAUUGUCCAAAAAAAUGAUUAUUUUAUCUGACCCAGACAACCCUAACAAAUUUUGUCUCAGUUGACUGAGACUGUUUAAUUUGAGACUCAUGAGACAAUUGUGUGUUUGUGUGUUAGUAUGUCCGUGCGUGAGCAUUACAGCAUUCCAUUUUGGGUUUGGUAACUUAAUCUGCUCCAUGAAGGCUUUUUUUGUCUGUAUACCCCCCUUAUCUCUUGUUCUGGCAUUUUUUUUUUUUUUUUUUUUUUUUAAAGUAAUUCUGUUUCUUGUUUUGUUUGUCUGCAUACAAAGUUUUUGUUCCAUUUUAUUCAACUACCACAGUCUGACGUCUCACAAUUCCAGCAUCUCAACAUUAGUACUGAGUGUACGUAUAUGUCAAUACGUGUGUAUAAAUAUGUAUAUAUACAUAUGUGUAUAUAUGUAUAUACAUAUUUAUGUAUGCGGGUGUGUCUUUCUCAACUUGGUUCCUUUUAACAGGGGUGUUGGGAAAUUUAGAGAGUAUUGCACAUUAUCUAGUUGUAGUUGGAGUAGUAACAGAAAACAAGACCUGAGAUUUUUGACUGAGAACACUCAAAUGCAUCACUCUCGGAGAGGACCUCAGCCCUUCCGCCAUCUCACUGAGGUUGACGGGAUAUUUUUAUUUUCUAUACACACACUUGAUGUGUCAGAUCUCAUGUCUGUUCCGUAGUCCUUGUUGCAUUCUUAGGAUUCUCUACUCAACACGUAAUACAUAAACCGAAAAUAAAUACUGUACUCCCAGGCUGUGUAAAAUGAAAAGAUGUGUGUGAUUCUUACUGCGAUGCAUUUAAGACCACAUACAGUAAUUUAUUCUACAUUUGGGUGGAUUUGACAGUUUACAUUUGUUUUAAACUGUUGUGUAUUGUGGUAAUCUAAGUGCAGAAAUGCAUAUAAAUGCAAUGUAAUCGUUUUCAUAAUAAAGGCAACUGGAUUCAGUUUGAAAAGCACUCUGGGAAUACGAGUGUAAUACUUUAAUAAAGGUGAUGAAACUU